Messenger RNA from Penicillium maclennaniae, 1029 nucleotides. RefSeq names its product slipin family protein. The transcript is spliced from 3 exons. Gene Ontology annotation, cellular component: plasma membrane. The record is from RefSeq and is a predicted model, not a curated record. Bases 1 to 1029 code for a protein of 342 amino acids. Lineage: Eukaryota; Fungi; Ascomycota; Eurotiomycetes; Eurotiales; Aspergillaceae.
AUGUCUGUGAACGGUACAAACGGUGCUGGUACUAGCAAGGCUCCCGUCGGGCAGCCGGAGCGACACCCUCAGCACGAACGAGGUCUGGUCAAGGUUCAGCCAGCUCGACUGGAUGAUUUGCAGCCCCGAUACGCUUCUACGAUUCAGCAUGAUCAAGACAAUCCUGAGGCGCACGGCUGUUCACAGCCUGGGAGAAUGCAUCGGUUUCUGUGGUGCCAUCCCUGCUGCAUCUGCUGUCCAAAUCCAUUCAAGCCGGUGGACCAGGGUCAUGUUGGUCUUGUCUCGCGUUAUGGACGCUUCGAACGUUCCGUGGAUCCCGGUCUGGUCAAAGUGAACCCGCUCAGCGAGCACCUGUACACUGUCGACGUUAAGAUUCAGAUUGCCGAAGUCCCUCGCCAGGUCUGCAUGACCAAGGACAAUGUCACUCUGAACCUGACUUCCGUCAUUUACUACCAAGUCACCUCACCACACAAGGCCGCCUUCGGUAUCUCCAACAUGAAGCAGGCGCUCGUUGAGCGUACCCAGACCACUCUGCGCCAUGUGAUUGGUGCUCGCGUUCUGCAGGACGUGAUUGAGCGUCGCGAGGAGAUCGCGCAGUCUACAUCAGAAAUUAUCGAGGAGGUCGCCGUUGGCUGGGGUGUCCAGGUCGAGUCGAUGCUCAUCAAGGAUAUCGUUUUCAGCAACGAACUGCAGGAAUCGCUCUCCAUGGCUGCCCAAUCGAAGCGUAUCGGUGAGAGCAAGGUCAUCGCUGCUCGCGCCGAGGUUGAGUCUGCCAAGUUGAUGCGCCAGGCUGCCGAUAUCCUGUCCUCUGCACCUGCUAUGCAAAUCCGCUACCUCGAGGCUAUGCAAGCUAUGGCUAAAACAUCCGGAUCUAAGGUGAUCUUCAUGCCCUCCGCCCCCAAUGUAUCGCAGCAGCUCGCUGCCGCCGAGAAUGCUGGUGAGGGCCUGAGCAACUACGGCAUCCCGAGUCCCAAUGUCGAUGCCGGAUUCCAAAGUGCGAUCAACGCCCGCGUCGUCGAGGAUAUCUAG